ACAAAGUAGUCCGAGCUUCAGAUUAUAUUCUCCUUUCUUAAAGAUAGGACGUAUUUCGGACGAAAAAAUGGAGGUUUCGGGACAAUAAAUCAGAUUUAUACAUUUUAAUGGACCUAAGGGCGCCCAGAGUUUCUAAACUCUCCCAGGUUCGUUCUCAGGUAUCUUGGUGCAUCAGUGGGGUGUUGAGGGAUGGAUCGUCUUUUUAUGAGUGGUUUGGAUGCUAGACAGGCUAUGCAUAUGAUUAGCUCCUACCUUGACAAAGAAUGUAGAUUCUGGAAACCUAUGGUCAUUAAAUCUUCACCAGAUCAGGGUAUUAAUGAAAUGCAGCGUGAUGAAGCAGCUGUGUGGAUAGCAAAACUUUCAGCAGAGUUUACUUUCUUACCUGAAACUUGUGGGCUAGCCAUUCUUUUGAUGGAUAGAGUGCUACAAUUAGUUAAGGUACGAGCUAAGUAUUUGCAGUGCGUUGCUGUAACCUGUCUUCACAUAGCAGCCAAAACACUUGAAGAAGAUGAGAAUAUUCCCCCAACUCCGUAUCUUGUGAGGAAAAGCUGUUGUGGAUGCUCAUUUGCAGAGAUUACCAGAAUGGAAAUGGUUAUCCUCAACAAACUCAACUGGAAUGUUCUUAUGCCAUCAUCAGUUGAUUUUCUUCACAUGAUUCAUGUAGUGCUUUUAAUGCACUACCCCCACUUAUUGACCAACCAGAGUAACAUGGGCCCCUCAGAGCACUUGUCCAUUGUUAUGCGCAAGAUGAUAAGAUGCUUAACUUGCCACUCAUUGAAUAGCUUCAGACCCUCAUCCAUCGCUCUUGCUCUAAUAAGCUUAGAACUAGAGCAGUUAACACCCGGAUGGCUUCGACUUGUUCUGACAUUGCAACGAGUUACCAAUGUUGGAAGUGAGCAACUUAUGCAGUGUCGGGAAGCUAUUGCUGAUUUCCUUGGUCAACAGAUCCACACGGGAUACCACUAUCAGUCCCGCAAGUCUUCAUCUUCUGCUCCUCAAUCCAAGAAACGUAAGGUGGAGCAUUCGACACCAGACAGUGAAGAUGAAAAUAUGUAUGAUGGGAUCAAGCGAUUGUACAAUGAGGAUCUUAUGACCAAUGCUGGCACUUUCCAGUUUGACAAAGCUGCUCUGCGGACGUCAUGUGGCUUUGAGAUGCACCAAGAUUUCGAUGAGACCACCAUGGGAAAAACACUUUUAGUAAAUUAAUAACAAGAAAAAUUCAAUUAUCAUUAGUUGGAUAAUACCUGAGGGAAAAAAAACUUUCUUAACAUUGGUUUUAUUGGUAAUUGAAUUUUUCUGUUCUUUUUUUUUUUUUUUUACCUGAUGGAAAUUUUUUUCUUUGUUUAACAAAAGAAACGCAAGAACUUGUUAAACAAAAAAAAAGAUUCUUACAAAAACUAAAUUGUUCUUUGAAAAAAAAAAAAAGAGGCACAUUGUUUUAAGUUAUUGAAUGUUGCUAUUUAAUUUACAUUAUUAUUGUCAUAUUCACUUUUUCAGUUAAAAAAAAAACAAAAAAAAACUUCUACUCCAAAAAAAGGUUUAAAAACUGAAAUGAAAAAAAAAAUUAAAAUAUAAAUUUUACAAAAAAAAAAAGUUAUAUUCAUUAUCUAAUUUUUUAAUUUUUUUUCUUUUUGCCUGUUUCAGACAUCUGAAAAAAUUUCUUUUUUCAUGUCCAUCGUCUUUUUGUUGUUUUCUAAACAAAAAUUCUAAAUGAAGAGAAACAAUAUAAAUUACAUGUGAACAUUAGCCCAUAAUUUGUUCAUUCUAUCAACUUAAAAUAUUAAGGGCAGCAUAGUCAAAUUUGAAAUUGCAUUUGUUUCUCUCAGUUUUCAACUAAAAAGCCUGUGAUUAAUAUUUUUAUUUUUUGUUUUGCAUACUCAGUCUAUAUGCAAAUCAAUAAAGCAGAUAUAGCCUUAGUGAAAAGAAUAACAUCAUAUGGGGAAAAAGAAAUAAUUUGUGUGACUGAAAUACAUGGUAUUUGUUCAAAUCUCAGAAAUCAUUUUGACCAUUUUUUUUUUACUUGGUGUCCUGUUUGUACUCAAAUAAGUUUACAAUAGAUGCUCUUUUUGUAAGACAACGUAAAACCAUAAUGCCAAGUUGAGUCUAACCAUUCAAACGAUAAAAAUAUCUCUAUAAUUAGUCAUUCACAAAAUUUGUCUGUUACAAUAGGAAAGUUCCUUGCAGCACAUAAAAUGCUCUUGAAACUGUCAUGAGAGUAUGUACAAUAUUUUUUUUAACAAACUUUAGCUGUUAUUUUGUAAAUGAUUAGUUCUCUUGGAUGCCAGACAUGAACAUUCCAUUCAGUGAACACCAUUAUGGCAACAAGUUUUCCAUUAGGUGUAUCUAUUCCUUAGUUCUAGAUGCUUUGCAGUGCUUACAAACUUGGAAGUUUCCAUAAUGCAUCUAUUGCUUUUUAACUGUUAAACUUUGAAAGAUGUAUUCCCACACUUGUAAUUGAUCUGCUAUAUUUGCCUUGAAUGUGUACAGAGAGAUGGAGACACCAAGUAGUAUUUUACUAUGUGCAAUUAAUAAGAAGACAAAAAACUAAAGAUUUUUCUCAGACUCCUUCCAGGUUGAAAGAAAUCCAUUAGGUCUUCUUUUUGAUUGCUAGGAUAUAAUAUUUAUAGUUCUUUUUUUUUUUUUUUUAAACUGGGGGGAAAGUAUUUCUGUAUAAAUGUACAGAAGGACUCUCUUUGUUACUGUUCACUUUGUACAUGUAUCCAUUAACCUUCAUGCAAUAUUUCAUCACAAUAAUCAUUAACCAUAGUCCAUUACCAGACACUUGUAUUAACCCACGUAAGGCUGUGUUUAUUGUAUGUGUUUCUAGACAUUUAUCUAAGAACAAAUCAUUGUGACUGCCACAUUACAUCAUAACAUAAAAAUAUUUUAAAAAAAAACAAAACACAUUCAUUGUCAUAACUUUUUUUCCUAGUGCCAUUUUAUUUUAAGGUUAAAUCUUUUCAUCAACCAACUCAUUUUAUUUGUGAAGAGACUUUUGACAGCAGAUAGCAGACCUGGAGAAAUGAUGAACUUAGACUAGUAGUUACUUGACCAGUCUUCCUGUCUGUGCUUGUUUACAGAGUAAGAACAAAAGGAAUGUUAAUAUGAAGCUGAGAAAUUAGGCUUCAAAUUUAAUGCUAGGGCAUGCAUCUUGAAAGUUAAUUUAUUGUCCAAAAACAACAACAUUAAAAAUGUAUUGAAAUGUGAUAAUUUGUAUUUCUUAACUAUUUCCAUUGGAGUUGAACAUCCUAACCUCUAAUGACACAAUUGGAGAUUAAAUUUGGAAAAUCA
This is a messenger RNA of Biomphalaria glabrata, 3291 nucleotides long. RefSeq names its product cyclin-I-like. The record is from RefSeq and is a predicted model, not a curated record. Lineage: Eukaryota; Metazoa; Mollusca; Gastropoda; Planorbidae. The transcript is spliced from 7 exons. Gene Ontology annotation, molecular function: cyclin-dependent protein serine/threonine kinase regulator activity. Gene Ontology annotation, cellular component: cyclin-dependent protein kinase holoenzyme complex; nucleus; cytoplasm. The coding region runs from base 190 to 1206 and encodes 338 amino acids. Gene Ontology annotation, biological process: regulation of cyclin-dependent protein serine/threonine kinase activity; mitotic cell cycle phase transition.